Lactuca virosa is the source of this 1584-nucleotide messenger RNA. The record is from the annotation of a GenBank genome assembly. Lineage: Eukaryota; Viridiplantae; Streptophyta; Magnoliopsida; Asterales; Asteraceae.
CCUUAUUUUGCUUUUUCGUCGAACAUCCACAGCUGAGUUUGCUGUAGAAAACAAUCAAAAACCUCAUAUUUUGCUUUAUUUCUCAAGAAUGAUAGUUAUAUUUCGAAGAUCGAAAGCCUAUCACAAGCAAGCUAAGAUUCAGUCAUGGCCUGUCAAGAAUCAACAAGUUUAGUAAACAGAAUACGAAACAACCAGCACCAAUUUCGCAAAACUCUGGCGAAAUCUGUUUGUUCUUUUGUGUAAUUGAUUUGCAAACCUUUAUGAACUUCUCUGAGAGCAAAUUUCGCCUGUAAAGUGGUGCACACACACGACCUGGACAACAAAAUGCCGGAUAAUCAAGGUGAUUACUACGAAGCCGCCUUGACUAUCAAGGCCAAGUUAGGCAUUGCAAAAGAGAUCUUGAAGAAGUUAAAGGCGUCCUCCGAUGCGCGUUUAAAGAUGUUCAAGACCACAUGUUUUGGUCGGUGGUUAGAUAUUUCAACUGCGUAUGGGGACCCACUACUCGUCCAUCUAAUGCUGCAAACUCAAAUCUACCCGGAGCCGGAGCCUGCGGAGAUGUGGUUUCGUGUUGGAGGAUACGAGUUGCGUUUUGGGCAAAUGGAAUUUUGUCUUGUCACUGGAUUCCGAUUCGGCCACAUUCCUUCGUCAUCGGAGACGUCCAAGAGUUGGUUUAGGAUCCGGUUGUUUUCACGGAUUCCUUCGUAUCAAUCGUUGAAGGUCUCCGACUUAUUACAAGUCUUUCGGAGUAAAGAGUUUGCAGAGUUAGCAGACGUGGAUGCGGUCCGUAUAUGUCUUCUCAUCUUGUUGGAGGUUGGAUUCAUGGGCCAUGAGGAUAAAUCGGUGGUCUCUGAUCGGCUCCUAUGCCUUGUUGAUGACUUAGUCUCGUGGAACAAGUACCCAUGGGGGUCGUAUAUCUGGCCCACCACCUACAACCAGUUGAAUCGUGCGUUGUCAAAACGCGGACACCAUGUGGGCGUUAGGACAACGCGUAAGAGGGUAGCGAAGUACACUCUCACAGGAUUCGUCUACGCCUUCAAGAUAUGGAUCUUCGAGAUGUUUCCUAUUGCUAGAGAAUUCGCGAUGCGUGAAAGAGAUGUGAUCCCUCGGGCCAUUGCAUGGAGGAGGACCCACGCACUGUCGUGGGAUACGUGCCAACAAUUUCUUGAUGUAGACACGGAUGGGCGUCACCCUCAAACGGAGCUGACGCCCACAAUAGACGAACAGUCUGCUGAAUGGUGGAUAGACAGUUGUCGUUUUUUUAACGAUGUUUCCGAAAAUCUUUCGCCAUUGUCAAAGAAGAGUCGUCUAGAGCCACCAUCGCAAAAUAAUGAGGUUGGCUCGGAUGAUAUUGAAGUUGAAGAGCAGAAGCCACCUUUGAUUUUUCGUGAUGGUCGACCACAAACACAUCCGGACCCCGCAAAUGAAUCUUCAUACACUGCGACACCAUCAAUGUCACAUCCGGUCCCACCACCACACCCGGUGGCGGACACGGUUCCGGAAAUAUCCAAUUUUGUGUUAGAAGUUGUAAGUAUUGUUGUUUACAUGUAUGUUGCUUUACAAUUUGGAUAUAGUGGUAACUGGUAA